AUCACUCCGAGGGCUGAGGAGUGACUCACUCGAUCACUCCACCAAGGGCCGUCUGUGUCAGGUGUUGGCAGGGUCAGGUCUGACAACCAGCGCGCUGCUGCUUCUUCUUGGCUUCUUUGGUUCUACUGCAUGCCUUGCAUUAGAGGAUAAGGUCCUGUACGCGAUUUUAGAUUUGUUAUCAGUCUUAAUGACUGUCGGUGUAAAGGAGUAAGAGAGGGCCUGCAGCGUCCGGAUCGUUGUGUCAUACACCCUUUGCCAUCAAUCCUUUGUUGGACAAAUACAGUAAAUAGUUCACUUCAUAGAUCAUUUUUCUCACUGAAGACUGUGAUCAUGACACCCAUGGUGCAUCUGUUGUUGCUCCCACUCCUGCUCAGCAUUGCUGGUGGGAAGGAUCUGGAGGAAAAGAAGGGCCCGUUUGAGAACACGGUGCUGGAUGUGCCAGAGGGGACACCAGUGCCAUAUCCCAUGCAUCAGUUUCAGGUGACCCAUGCAGGUGUGAAUAAUUUCCGGCUGAGUGGAGAAGGAAAUGAAGACAUUAAGAUUUCAAAGGAUGGGUGGCUCUUCCUGGACCGGCCCCUGGACUGGUCUCGAGACGACCAUUAUAUUAUCAAGGUGGAGGCAUUGGCGGAUGAGGAAGUAGUGGACGGUCCAGUUUAUGUGACCAUAAAUGUGGUGGACAUCAACAACAACGCUCCACACUUCAACCAGAGUGAAUACACAGCUGUGGUUAGAGAGAAAACUGCAGCAGGCGUCCCAUUCACCCGUGUGUUCGCAUCUGAUCAGGAUGACCCCGAGACUCCCAAUGCUCACCUGAGCUACAGCCUGGUCAGCCAGACCCCCAACACACAUCAAGUCCACCUGUUCCAGAUCAACCCCAACACUGGAGAGAUCUCCACCACAGAAGAAGGGGAACGGAUGCUAAAGGCCAGAGAGAGCAUCCGAUACAGCCGAGGAGAAGAUCAGAGCAUUGACGCUCUGAAGGCAAAGUUUGACGACUACUGUCCAGCGCCGGAGAUCCCCCAUGAAGACAACCCCUUCUUCACUUGCGUGGAGAGAGCAGAAAUCAGAAGGAGGAAUGUGGACCCCCUGCAGGACCCAGACUACACCUUGUUUGUGCGCGUGCAGGACCUGGGGGGAGCGUCGGAGAACGCACUGAGUGGAAACACCGGAGUUCACAUUGUUGUGCAGCAAAACCUGUGGUUCAACCCUGGACCGAUAACUGUGAAAGAGCAAUUAGAGGGGGAUUAUCCUAUGAUCAUCGCAGUGGUCCAGUCUAAUCAUCCUGAAGCCAUCUACAGUUUAGUGCAGAAAGAGCGAGAGCUGAAAUUCCCCUUCCAGAUAACACAAAAUGGAGGAAUCCAACUGACAGAGCCACUGGACAGAGAAGACAAGAACAUGUACAUACUGGUGGUCUUUGCGAAGGAUGACAGUGACAAAGAGGUGGAGCCGCCCAUGGAGAUUCAAGUCCUGGUGGAGGAUGUGAACGACAACGCACCAGUGUGUGAAAACGAGGAGAGUGUAUUUGAGUUGCAGGAGAAUGAGCCUGUGGGCAGCUUUGUGGGACAGCUGUUGGCCCAUGAUGACGAUCAAACCGAGACGCUGAAUUCUCUGCUGACUUACACCAUCUUGCCAGAAGAUCCGACCGCACCCGAUGUCUUCUCCAUCGACGCUGCUUCUGGAAGAAUUCAGGCAUUGCGCUUGCUCCAGCGAAGAGAACAGCAGGUCUAUCGCCUCAAUGUCAGAGUCAGCGACCCAGCUUUCAGCGUGAAUUGUAAAGUCGUCAUCAAGGUCAUCGAUGUGAACAACGAGACGCCUCUGUUUGAGAAGAAUGAUUAUGGUGAGCACACUCUGGCGGAGGACACACCUGUUGGACACACAGUGGUGUCCAUCAGAGCCACAGAUGCUGAUGACCCAGACAGCGGCAGCUCCCACAUCGAGUUCCACAUCUCUGCUGGCAACGAUGGUGAGGUUUUCGCUGUGGAAACAGACGGCAAAGGCGUCGGCCAGUUGGUCUUGGUUAAGCCUUUGGACUUUGAGUCCUCUCCCACCUACAAACUCCAGAUUGAUGCUCGUAACCCGGAGCCGCUGAUGGAAGGCAUAGAGUACGGCGGCGAAUCCACGGCCUUCGUCACCGUGUCUGUCACCGACGUGGACGAGGCCCCGGAGUUCAGCCUGGACGUCCUGGAUGUGACCUUGCCUGAAAACACCACCAAGGGAUCAGUGCUGCUCACUGUGGAGGCAAAGGACCCAGAGGGCAAAGAGAUUGGUUUUAAGUUGGACGGCGACACUCGUGGCUGGCUGGAGAUCGAUGCUGCCACAGGACAGAUCAAGACCAAAGACAAGCUGGACAGAGAGAGCGUGGAGACCUUCGACGUCACUAUCACAGCAUUCGAGAAAGAGAACCCCAAGAAGUCUACUGAGCGAGUCCUAUCUGUGAGGCUGCUGGACGUGAACGACAACUCCCCCCGACUGAUGGAGAAACAGGCCUUCAUCUGCGUCGCAAAGCCUGUACCUGUCAUCAUCACGGCCCAAGACGGAGACAGCGCCCCCUUCUCCCAGCCCUUCACCUUCGCCCUGGCCAAGAAGUCCCCCAACUGGGAACUGAGCAGUGUCGACGGUACCUCAGCUAAACUGACCCUGAGGAAAAAACCACCUGCAGAUAGAACCUUCCAACUUUCCAUCACUGUUAAAGACAAUGCAGGCAUGGGAGUCCCACAGUUAUUUGAGGUGAAAGUAUGUAACUGCACUGAGCUGGGCUACUGCUACAUGGCACCAGUGGAACGUUCCUUGAGCUACGGAAUGGGACCCACCAUCGGGAUCCUGGCCGGCACUCUGGGAUUCUGCGCUCUUGUCUUCAUCAUAGUGAUCAAACGCGUAAAGAAAGAAAACAAGAAGAAGAAAGUGAACGUGAAUGAGGAGGAGAACGCCAUCAUGUAGAGACAACACACACACACACACACACACACACACACACACACACACACACACACACAAACUUUAGCUUAUUAUAUUUUAUUUACAAGAGAGUGUUGAGCUUGAUUAAUGGGUGCUGUGCGUACUUAAUUAAACAAUCAGGUGGUCCCAUACUAAUCAUUCAUUUGUGCACCUUCUCGACUUAAUUUAUUAAGAUGUGAAUCCCAGACUCUGGCUGCUUCAUUAGCAGUUUCAUCAACUCCCAUGAUUCAAUUACUUUUUUUGGCCCAGAGCUUGUUCUGUUAAUGUCUCCUGCUUUGAUGCAACAUCUAACGGUUGAAUAUUGUGUAUCGACUGGAAGUAUCCCUACUGUCAAGCAACAUUUUGAACUGAGAAUGUCACUCGUCACAGCGCUGUCUGUGUAAUGAACAAUAAUGAAUGUGUUUUGUAAUGAGCAGCGGUUGCUCAGUUUCCCAAUAAACAGAAACUGGGAACCAC
Scophthalmus maximus (turbot) is the source of this 3411-nucleotide messenger RNA. RefSeq names its product cadherin 17, LI cadherin (liver-intestine) (gene cdh17). The record is from RefSeq and is a predicted model, not a curated record. Gene Ontology annotation, cellular component: plasma membrane; adherens junction; catenin complex. Gene Ontology annotation, biological process: multicellular organism development; cell-cell junction assembly; calcium-dependent cell-cell adhesion. Lineage: Eukaryota; Metazoa; Chordata; Actinopteri; Pleuronectiformes; Scophthalmidae. Gene Ontology annotation, molecular function: calcium ion binding; cadherin binding. The transcript has 20 exons. Bases 331 to 2937 code for a protein of 868 amino acids.